UAAUGGAUAUUCAUAAUUAAACUUGUAGGCUUAAUGCUGAAUAAAGAAAGAAAUUAGUUUAACUAAACUUAUAAGUUGCUCGUUUAUGUGAGAAAGCUUAUAUGAAGAAACAUUAAAUUCAUUUGAGACAAGGAUUAAAAUUGUAAAUGUUUGAAAUAUAUUGAAUAUAGCAUGAAAGAAUUGAGACUGCGUAAAAAUGAAGGUAUAUAAUGUUGUGAGGAUACAAGACAAGUUUAUUAAGAAUAUAGAAUAUUAUUACUAUUAAUAAGUUAUGGAGAGAAAGUUGUUAAUCAAGAAUUAGAUGCUAAAUGUAUAAAAAUAGAUAUUUUAGAUCAUUUAAUUACUCAAAAUGAGAUAAUGGCAGCCUAAAUGAGUAUAGAUGAUUAAAGUAUUCUAGAUUUAAUUGAAUAAAUGAAUAGUUUGAUAAAUUAAAGGUUGGAUUAUUGUUUUAAAUGUAAAAUAUGUCUUAUGUAUUCAAUAGUAAAAAUAUAAAAUUUUGGGAGUAUAUCAUUUAGAGUAAGUAAGUUUAGUAAGGAUAGUCCAAGUUCUGUUAGAGAUUCUCAUAGGUUGAAUUCCUUUUCGGAUUAUAUCAGUUUGAAGUAAGUAAAAUAAUGACACAUUUCAGUCUAACCGAAGAAACAAAUGAAUCUGAAAAAAGAACACGAUCAAGACCUUCUACUCCAGCGAGAUCAUCAGUGUCAAUCAUGGGGAAUCUAAAGAAAAGUGGAAAAAUAAGCUAGUUUCUAUAAAGAUAAUAGUCUGCUCAAACAAUUAAGAAUUAAGAUGAAUCUGAAUAAGAGAAACUAAGUCAUUUUUAAACAAAGAAGAAAAGUUGUUUUGCAUAAACAGCAAGUUCUGAAAGUGAAUUAGAUAUAAGCAUAGAAAAUUCAGAUUAAUAAAUGAAAACAAUAGAGUCAACAGAAUAGAUAUUAUUUGAAUAAGAUUGUUUUUUUGCUUCUUAAAAAGGUUAUUUUUCUGAUAGUGAAAUAAUUAAAUUGGAUGCUGAAAAUAGAAAUUAGGAAAGGAAUAUAUGUUUAAAAGAUUUUUAAUUUAUAAGAUAAAUAGGAUAAGGUGCUUAUGGUGGAGUAUUUUUGGUUAAACGAAUAGCAACAGGUGAUCAUUAUGCAUUGAAAAUAAUAAAUUGUUCAAAUAGACCAUUUGAAAGACUAUUAACAUAAUUAAAAUAGGAAAGAAAUAUAUUUGAAAUAUUAACAGGAGAAUAUGUUGUAAAAGCAUUUUAUUCAUUUUAACAUUAAUCUUCUUUAUGUUUUGUAUAAGAAUAUAUGGUUGGUGGAGAUUUUGCAAAGAUUUUAAUGAUUGAAGGAGUAAUCAUUAAUUAUUAUUUAGGCAUUUGAUGAAAAUAUUGCAAGACAUUAUUUUGCUGAAAUUCUAUUGGCAUUAGAAUAUUUACAUAGUAAUAAUAUAGUUCAUAGAGAUUUAAAACCAGAAAAUAUUUUAUUAGAUUAGAAUGGACACAUUAAAUUAGCUGAUUUUGGUUUAAGUGAAUUGGGAUUUAAUAAAAUGAUGGUCAAAAGAAAAGCUAGUUAAAGAGAUAUUCUUAAAUAAGAUUUAUCAUCUUCUCCUGGAUAUAUUAUUUAAAGAGGAGCAUCAUUUAAAAAGUCUAGAUCAAAUAAUAGUUAAUAUGAUAAAGGAUCUGAAGAAGAAAGAAGAAGAAUUGUUGGAACUCCAGAUUAUAUUGCUCCUGAAAUUAUUAAAGGAAUUUCAUCAUCUAAUAAAACACUUGAUUAUUGGUCUUUAGGAGUUAUACUUUUUGAAUUUUUAGUUGGUAUUCCACCUUUUAAUGAUGAAUCAGUAGACAAAAUAUUUUCUAAUAUUUUGGAAGGAAAAAUAGAUUGGCCAGAUAUUGGAGAUGAUCCAGAAUCUUAAAUUUCAGAAUGUGUUUUUGAUUUAUUGAAAUAAUUAUUGAAUCCUGAUUUCAAUUAAAGGAUUGGUCAUGAAUCAAUAGAUUAAAUUAAAAAACAUCCAUUUUUACAUUCAAUCAAUUGGAAUACAUUAAGAAAUAAACCAGGACCAAUUAUUCCUAGAAUUCCAUAAGCUCAAUAAUAAUAAUUCGAAAAUGUUUAAGAAAAGCUAUAAAAAUUCCUUUAAAGAGGUGAAAAAAAACAUUCAUAAAUUGUCAAAAAAUUAUAAGAUGAAUUAGAAUAUUUAGAAAGAGUUGAUUUGUUAAUUGCCACAAAUGAAAAAGAAGUACUACAAAUAAAAUAACAAUAUAACUUAUGA
This is a messenger RNA of Paramecium pentaurelia, 2241 nucleotides long. NCBI's taxonomy places the organism in Eukaryota, Ciliophora, Oligohymenophorea, Peniculida, Parameciidae. The record is from the annotation of a GenBank genome assembly.